AUGCCUUCCGAAGGCGUGCGUGCGUGCGACUUAUGCAACAUCCGCAAAAUAAAAUGCGAUCGAAGGAACCCGUGCGCUCGGUGUGUCGGUGCUGGCUUCACUUGUACAGCGGUGCGACAGCACAAGAAAUCCGGACCACGCAGCUUGCGCCAGUCUAAGGCGAAGAUCUUGAAGCAGCAGCAACAACAGCCACAACAUCGACUUACGCAACUUUCUCCACUUGACUCCUGGGACAGCAGUAUUUGGCCAACAGAAUCUCAAUCGUCCAGUUCCCCAACAACCUCAUUUGACUUACCUGUUGAUGGGCAGUCAUAUUACACCAAUCUCGCACUUCCUCUUCCGUGGGAUAUACAUCGCAUUGAGCUUCCAGUACUUAGGGCUGUAUUGUUUUUGUACAGCGAGAAACUCUACGGUAUAUGGCCAUUGGUACGAGUCGAUGACCUGCUGUUUCGCCUCGAGACCGAGAGUAGUGACCCCGAAUUAUAUGCCUUAGCCACCGCGCUCUGUGGGGCUACGUUAAGUUACCUGAAUGGUGACUAUGACAUCUACGACAUGGCUCCAGAGUCCUUGGUUGCUGAGACGUUCGUCGCUGAGAGUCGCAGGGUGCGGGCCACAUUUGAUUACAUGGACCCAGUCGGGCUCAACACUAUUCUAACCAGCUAUUUCCUCCAUAUGCAUUACGGCCGACAAGCCUUGCGGACACAAAUGGCUGCCUUCUACAUCCGGGAAGCCAUUACCUUUGCCCAGCUCCUUGGAUUGCACAAUGAAUCUACCUACACCUACCCAUCCCGGACGACUCGCGAGCAGGCUGUUAUGCGACGACUUUACUUCUUACUAUUCAUGACAGAACGAUAUCUAUGCAUACAACAAGGGCUACCGACCGUCCUAGACAGCAUAAGCCUGCCCAACGUGCUCGAAGGAGAGGAACAAUAUCCAGAAGUGGUCCAGGGAUUCUUCAAUCUGGUGACUCUCUUUUGCACACCCGGCAAAUCGUUCUUCGGUAUGUGGACGAACAAUAGUGGUGGUCGGAGCAUCAGCAGAGACCAGCUUCUGCUCAUCCAGCACGCCAUUCAAGCAUCUCUUCCACUUGCAGCUGGCCAUAUAGAUUCUCAACCUAUCAGUGGUUUGGGCGGCAAUAAGGAUGCCAACAUCCGAGCUUCGUUACCGAAAAAUCAUAUCCAGCUUGUGGACAUUGUGGUCAGCCAGCAUUGGUUCAGGUCACUUGCAUGGAAACUGUCGGUUCUGUGUGGCUAUGUGUCACCCAAUUCGACCUCGUCUGGCGCUCUUUCAAUCACUUACCCACUGGAAAUUGCAGUCGACACGCUCCGUGGCAUCCAAAAAUUCCCCAAGCAGGCAUUCGAGGCUCACGGGCCGGGAAUGGAGGCCAAAAUGUGUGAGAUUGCAGCUGCACUGGCGGACUCGAUACUCUGCAGCCCUGCUAGUGAUGCAUCGGCAGACAAGUACUGUAGGGAUAUCGGCGCCAAGGCGGUUUUAAAGGGACUAAUAGAUCGUAUUUUUGAGACACAAACUAUGAGCUCUGAUCUGAGAGAUAACUUAUCAAAGAAAAUUGCAGGGCUGUUGGAUUGCUCGACAAUACCUCCAUCCGUGUCGAUUCACCAGGAACUGGAGGAUGGAGAGCAGUACGAUGUUACCUAG
Molecule: messenger RNA, 1656 nt
Organism: Penicillium daleae
Lineage: Eukaryota; Fungi; Ascomycota; Eurotiomycetes; Eurotiales; Aspergillaceae
Product: Zn(II)2Cys6 transcription factor
Exons: 1
Coding region: 1-1656 (551 amino acids)
Biological process (GO): regulation of DNA-templated transcription; DNA-templated transcription
Molecular function (GO): DNA binding; DNA-binding transcription factor activity, RNA polymerase II-specific; zinc ion binding
Source: RefSeq, a predicted model, not a curated record